Limulus polyphemus (Atlantic horseshoe crab) is the source of this 1812-nucleotide messenger RNA. RefSeq names its product ecotropic viral integration site 5 protein homolog. The transcript is spliced from 12 exons. Bases 1 to 1812 code for a protein of 603 amino acids. Lineage: Eukaryota; Metazoa; Arthropoda; Merostomata; Xiphosura; Limulidae. The record is from RefSeq and is a predicted model, not a curated record.
AUGAAAAUUGACCUCCGAAUACCACUUUUUCUACAGGACUUAAUUAGGAAAGGUAUUCCACAUAAUUUCCGUGGUACCGUCUGGCAACGUUUAUGUAACGCACAAACUUGUCCGACUAAGGAUAAGUACGCCGAAUACGUCAAGAGUUCCUCACCGUGCGAGAAAGUUAUUAAGCGAGACAUAGCCAGAACGUACCCAGAACACGAAUUCUUUCAAGAAAAGGAUGGACCGGGUCAACAGAGUCUUUUUAACGUUAUGAAAGCUUAUUCUCUUCACGACAGAGAAGUGGGUUAUUGUCAGGGGACUGCCUUUAUUGUUGGGUUGCUAUUGUUGCAGAUGCCAGAAGAAGAAGCUUUUACUGUCAUGGUGAGAUUAAUGGAAGACUAUAGACUACGAGAAAUGUACAAGCCUACAAUGGCUGAACUCGGCCUCUGUAUGUACCAGCUAGAGAAUAUAGUACAGGAGAUUCUACCCGAAAUUCACAUACAUCUUCAAUCUCAGAGUUUCCACACUUCAAUGUAUGCAUCUUCUUGGUUUUUAACAGUCUUCACUGCUUCCUUACCUUUCCAGCUAGCCUGCCGAGUCAUGGAUCUUCUGCUGUCUGAGGGUAUGGAAAGUAUUUUCAGAAUAUCUGUAGCAAUACUUCAGUUUUGUAAAGAAGAUAUAUUGCAGUUAGACAUGGAAGGAAUGUUAAAAUAUUUUCAGAAAGAAAUGCCAUCUAAAUGUGAAACUGAUCCCAACUAUAUAAUCAACAUGGCUUUGCAAGUCAAGUAUAACAGCAAGAAAAUGAAAAAGUUGGAAAAAGAGUAUUCAACUUUAAAGGCAAGAGAACAAGAGGAAAUGAUAGAAAUGCGAAGAUUAAGGACAGAAAAUAGAAUACUUAGACAAAGGACACAAAACUUAGAGAAGGAAAGUACUACACUAGCUGGUAGGUUAAUACAAGGACAGGUUAGCAGAGCCCAAGAAGCAGAAGAAAACGAUGUUCUAAAGGGGGAACUUGUUGCUCUGAAAGAUAAAGAAGCUGCAUUAAGGCAUGAGCUAGAGGACGCUUACAAGCAAAUACAAGAAUUGCACGAGGUCAAUAAGACACUGCGAGAAAAUACACCUGAUAAUUAUAUUGCCAGUAAACUGCGAGAAGCGGAGGGACAAUUGGCCCUGAAAGAGUUGCGACAGCAAAUCACAGAUCUUCAGCUGAUGUGUGAGCAACAGUUUUCGAAACCUGAAACUGACUGUUCAUCAGAAACAUCUGGAAAAGAAGAGAAAACAAUGAUUGCUCAUUUGCGGGAAGAUUUACUAUCAGCAAAGCUUCGCGAAACAGAUGCUAUGAUAGAAGUGAAAGAGCUGAGACAGAAAGUCCAGGAACUAGAAGUUCAGAAUCAAGUGAAUCUGAACCAGAUUCGACGACAGAAAGAAGAAAUAAAAAAGUUACAGGAAAAGAUAGAUAUAGCAGAAGAAAACAAUGAUAUUCAAAGUCAACAGAAGGAAGAACGAAAGAAAAAUAUAGACUUAAAUUCUGAGGUGAUGUAUCCAGAAACCCAAUACAGUAGGUUAAUACCUACAGUGGCUCUUCAAAACUACUGUACAGAAAUCACAAAUACCAAAACUAGUAAUAUUUCUAAAGGCUCAUGUAGUCAAAAUAAUAACUUCUUGGACCUACCUUUCAAUGGAUGUAACAGUACUGAAGAUGAUGAGUUGAGUGACCAACUGAUGCAGAUUGGUAAGGAAUCAAAUCACGUAACCAGCAGGGAUUUGUUAGAGAAUGGUAAGAUAGAUGUAAAUGAAGAGACCUGGAAUCUGUGGCCUGCUUCCUAA